Molecule: messenger RNA, 1222 nt
Organism: Dendronephthya gigantea
Lineage: Eukaryota; Metazoa; Cnidaria; Anthozoa; Malacalcyonacea; Nephtheidae
Product: L-galactose dehydrogenase-like
Exons: 10
Coding region: 84-1073 (329 amino acids)
Cellular component (GO): cytosol
Molecular function (GO): L-galactose dehydrogenase activity
Source: RefSeq, a predicted model, not a curated record
UCCCAUUAUGUCGAGUUCUAUUUCUCAACAGGAAGAACACUAUAUAUAUUACGCUAUAUAGGUCAACAAAUCAUCAUAGAAACAUGAAUUACCGAUUCCUAGGAAAGACAGGCAUGGAGGUAUCCAUCCUCAGUUUUGGAGCAUCAUCAUUAGGCAGUGUAUUUCAUUCAACUCAAGAAACAGAAUCGAUUAAAGUUGUUCAAGAGGCUCUAAAGAGUGGUAUUAAUUAUAUUGAUGUUGCACCUUGGUAUGGACAUGGAAAAGCUGAAACAGUUUUGGGAAAGGCAUUAAAGGAUGUUCCAAGAGACUCGUACUAUUUAGCUACUAAGGUUGGGCGUUAUCUUCCUGAAAUUGAUAAAAUGUUUGAUUUUUCCAAAGAGAAAGUUGUUGCUGGUUUUGAAGCAAGUUUGCAACGCCUUGGAUUGGAUUAUGUUGAUGUACUUCAGGUCCACGAUAUGGAAUUUGCUCCAUCUUUGGAUAUUAUUCUCAAUGAGACUCUUCCUGCUAUGAUGAAGCUUAAAGAAAAAGGAAAGGUGAAAUUCAUUGGCAUCACUGGGUAUCCACUUGAAAAUUUUAGGCGUGUCUUAGAGAAAACAUCGGUUCCUAUUGACACUAUUUUAUCGUAUUGUCAUUGUUCAAUGAAUGACCAAACAUUAUUAGGAUACAUAAAUGAUUUUAAGAAAUACGACGUUGGAAUAAUAAAUGCAUCUCCGAUCUCAAUGGGUUUGUUGUCAAACAGAGGACCUCCGUCAUGGCAUCCCGCUACCCAAGAGAUCAAAAAUGCAUGUAAACACGCAGCUGAAUAUUGUCAACGGCAGGGUAUUGAUAUUUCUAAACUGGCGAUGAAAUUUUCUUUGGGUUUUGAUGAGGUCGCUACAACUCUUGUGAGCACAGCAAACAUAGAAAACCUACGAAGAAACAUUGCAACUGUCACGGAGGAAUUAAGCAAAGGAGAAAAAGAGGCAAUGGAGUUUGUUAUAGAAAAUUAUUUUAGUAAACUUGAAGAAAAAACUUGGGAAGGUGUGGAAGUAAAAAAGUAUUGGGAAAAUAUGGAGCAUUUUAAAUCCACUUGAAUUAUUUUUUUCUUGACCGGCUAGAAGCCUGAACAUUACUGGUAAAUAUCCUGUUUUUCAGAACUGGAACGUCACAAGAAAAACAUGCGAAUUCUGCACUAAAUCAAUGACACUUAUUAGCCAAAAGUACAUUCUGAUUCUGAUUCUGA